AUGGGAGAGAUGAGAGCAGCUUGCAAUAUAGUUUUAGUUGAUGUCCAAAAAAUUUUAUCACAUUCCGCUACAUAUCCAUUACAUUUGCAGGUCAAAUACUCCAUUGUGCAGCAACCCAAUCAAAAGGGUACCAAAUUUACGGUUGAUGAAGAAACUGGUGAGGUGUCCACUAACAAAGUAUUCGAUCGUGAAGGUGAUGAUGGCAAAUUUGUCUCGGUCACCGUCAAAGCAACCGAUCAAGGUGAGCCCAGCUUGGAAGGUGUUUGCUCUUUCACUGUUGAAAUAACUGAUGUCAAUGAUAACCCUCCAUUGUUUGAUCGACAAAAAUAUGUUGAAAAUGUUAAGCAGGAUGCCAGCAUUGGUACAAACAUCUUACGUGUAUCUGCCUCCGAUGAAGAUGCUGAUAAUAAUGGCGCUAUUGUUUAUAGUUUGAGUGCACCAUUCAAUCCCAAUGAUUUGGAAUAUUUCGAUAUACAAGCUGAAUCCGGUUGGAUUGUGUUGAAGAAGCCACUUGACCGUGACCGUUAUCGUUUGCGGGUGCGUGCCUCGGAUAGAGGUGACCCACCGUCGUACGCUGACGUUGAAGUUGAAUUAGAUGUCGUCGAUAGAAAUAACAAGCCACCAAUUUGGGAUAGAAGCAUUUACGGUCCAAUACAUAUACGUGAAAAUGUCACUGUGGGUACGGUUGUAACAUCGGUUAAGGCAAGGUUUCGUGAAACCUACAAAUUAGAGGCCAUGGCCCAAGAUAAAGGCUACCCACCGCUGUCACGUACCGUUGAGGUGCAAAUCGAUGUUGUCGAUCGCGCCAACAAUCCGCCCGUCUGGGACCAUACCGUCUAUGGGCCGAUUUAUGUCAAGGAAAAUAUGCCGGUCGGCGGCAAAGUCGUCUCGAUCAAAGCCAGUUCGGGAAUUGAAGGAAAUCCUACGGUAUUUUAUCGGCUUAUGCCAGGAUCUACGGCACAAACGAACAAAUUCCAUACAUUUUAUUUGCAACAAAGACCCGACAAUGGUGACACAUGGGCUGACAUCAAAGUCAAUCAUCCACUGGAUUAUGAAAGCAUAAAGGAAUAUAAUCUGACCAUACGCGUGGAGAACAAUGGCGCCCAACAAUUGGCAUCGGAAGCUACUGUUUAUAUUAUGUUGGAGGAUGUUAAUGACGAAAUACCGCUAUUUACGGAACGUGAACAGGAAACAGUGUUGGAAGGUGAACCCAUUGGCACGAAAGUGACACAAGUGAAUGCAAUCGACAAGGAUGGCACAUUCCCAAAUAAUCAGGUCUAUUAUUACAUCGUUGAUUCGCCACGCAAUGAAGGCAAAGAAUUCUUUGAAAUCAAUUUGCAAAGUGGUGAAAUCUUCACGAAAACCGUUUUUGACAGAGAGAAGAAAGGCGCUUACGCGUUGGAGGUGGAAGCACGUGAUGGUGCACCGUCAGCACGGCCCAACAGUAAUGGACAACCGAAUUCAGGUUAGUUGAAAUUGUUGUUUUAUAUUACUUUGUUUGUAUCUGCAGUUUAAAGUAAAAUCUUAUCAAAAA
This is a messenger RNA of Teleopsis dalmanni, 1534 nucleotides long. Its product is annotated as neural-cadherin-like. The transcript is spliced from 8 exons. Bases 1 to 1470 code for a protein of 489 amino acids. Gene Ontology annotation, molecular function: calcium ion binding. Gene Ontology annotation, biological process: homophilic cell-cell adhesion. The record is from RefSeq and is a predicted model, not a curated record. Gene Ontology annotation, cellular component: plasma membrane; cell-cell junction. Lineage: Eukaryota; Metazoa; Arthropoda; Insecta; Diptera; Diopsidae.